AUGAGUAUUUUUAUUCUUCCUCAUAGUGUCACGAAGGAGGUUGAGAAACUUUGUCGCGGUUUCCUUUGGGGUUGGAAUGGGAGUAGAAGUAAACUUCAUGUGGCUUCUUGGGAGAAAGUGUGCCUUCCUAAAACGUAUGGUGGCCUUGGCUUAGAGGAUGGUAUCAAGUGGAAUCAAGCUAUUCUUGCUAAAUAUGUUUGGGCCAUUUCUUCCAAAAGGGAUAUUCUUUGGGUGAAAUGGGUCAAUAAUAUUUAUCUAAAAAGCAAGAAUUGGUGGGAUUAUGAACUCAAGAGUGACACUAGUUGGUAUUGGAGGAAAUUAUGUCAUUUAAGGGACAAAUUCUCUUGUGAAGACAUCAUUAAAGCUAGGACAGGUACAAAGUUUAAAGCUGCUCUGUUAUAUAACAGCAGCAUUUUACAAAGUCCUUUCGAAUACAUCAAGUUUAUCUGGUGUUCCAUUAACAUGCCGAAGCACAGGUUCAUCUUUUGGCAAGCAAUCAACUCUCAACUCCUUUCUCGUGAUAAGUUUGAGCAUUUUCACAUCAAGCUUGACAAUGUUCUAUGCCCGGUUUGUGAGGCUGCACCAGAAAGCAAUGCUCACCUUUUUUUUGAUUGCUGGUUUUCUCAGCAGGUGGUGGAGAAGGUGUGCGGUUGGCUGGGGAUAAAACUCUGGCCGACUGGUUUCCAUAGCUGGAAACAAUGGUUAGUGCUGAAUGAUAGGGACAAAAAGCAUCGGGUUCAUGUGUCAACUAUGGCAGCCAUGAUUUAUUUCAUUUGGAGCAAUAGGAACAACUGCCUCUUUAACAAGUUUUCGAGUACAGCUUCAAAGAUCACACAAGAUAUCAAAGAAACACUGUAUCAUAGAUUACAUGUAGCUAAAGGAAGAAAUUUGAAAGACCAUGAGAAGUGA
Messenger RNA from Cannabis sativa, 909 nucleotides. RefSeq lists its product as uncharacterized. The coding region runs from base 1 to 909 and encodes 302 amino acids. The record is from RefSeq and is a predicted model, not a curated record. The transcript has a single exon. Lineage: Eukaryota; Viridiplantae; Streptophyta; Magnoliopsida; Rosales; Cannabaceae.